Molecule: messenger RNA, 1212 nt
Organism: Rhipicephalus microplus (southern cattle tick)
Lineage: Eukaryota; Metazoa; Arthropoda; Arachnida; Ixodida; Ixodidae
Product: calmodulin-lysine N-methyltransferase
Cellular component (GO): cytoplasm
Molecular function (GO): calmodulin-lysine N-methyltransferase activity
Source: RefSeq, a predicted model, not a curated record
AUCUAAGAUGGCGGCGGACAUCCGAAAGAAAUCCAUCAAGCCCAGCUCGGCAAAAGGAAAAUUCGGCUCCUCCAUGGCCAAGAUGCGCUGGAAAAUGCUUGCAAAAGCCCUUCACGAAGGCAGAGUAACGCAGGCAGACCUGUUCUUCGGGUCCACGCGGAGAUUCAGCGCGUUCGGGCUGCUGCAGAUCAGCCCGCUAGAACGAUGGCGCUCCGACGAGAAUGAAGAGGGUGUGUGGUUUGAAUGUACCUGCCUCAAAGAACCCGAGUUCGAGCUUCGGAUCCGAUCGCUGCCUGACAGAAUAUCGCUCAAGGACAUCAAAGGCUUUGACAACACCGGAAACAUCUGUAUAUGGCCAUCCGAGGAAGUCCUUGCAUACUACUGCAUGAAGAACAAAGAAAUCUUUGUAGACAAGAGCGUUUGCGAGUUGGGAGGUGGAAUGACGUGUCUUGCUGGAUUUGUCGUUGCCGCCACGACAAAAGCGAGGGAAGUCUUUCUGUCGGACGGAAACAACAAAUCUGUGCAGAAUGUCCAAAUAAUCCUCGAGCGCAAUGCGGGUUGCUUGGGAGAUGCAAAUGUGAUUGCAAGGAGAAUACGAUGGGACGAUGACGACGACAUCGAGGACCUGGCAGGACGGUUUGACGUCAUCAUAUCGGCCGACUGCCUAUUCUUUGACGACGGACGACAGCCACUCGUCAACACGAUCUGGAAACUCUUAGGAGACAAGGGCCUCGCCGUGAUCCUGGCACCAACUCGAGGACGAACGUUUCAGCAUUUCGUUGAGCUUGCGCAGUCGCGGUUCUACGUUGAAAUACUCAUGGCCUACGAUACCUGCGUCUGGGAGCUCCAUGCUCGGUAUCAGCAGGAAAGACCAGACAUCUAUGAUGCCAACCUUCACUACCCCCAGAUGCUCAUACUCCGCAAGAUACUCGCGGCAUGAGCAUCGUCUUGGUGCAAUCACUGAAGAAACUCUCACGGAAAAAGUGAAAACACAAAAAAAGCGAACAGAGUCGGCUCUAGUCCUGACCAGACGUCCGUCACGAAACGCCGCCAUCUUGGAAAGAAAGACUCUCAGGACCAACUAUUGUAUAGAAAAUAGGGAACUUAAAGAGGAACUGCCGCACACUGCGUGUUUUAAGUAACAGAAAAAAAAACUAAAAUAUGUGUGUUUCUGUGUGUGAAAUGUGGUUGUUGUUCAAAUGUUUUCAUGGU